Messenger RNA from Betta splendens (Siamese fighting fish), 2787 nucleotides. RefSeq names its product sialic acid-binding Ig-like lectin 10. The record is from RefSeq and is a predicted model, not a curated record. The coding region runs from base 294 to 2474 and encodes 726 amino acids. The transcript is spliced from 9 exons. Lineage: Eukaryota; Metazoa; Chordata; Actinopteri; Anabantiformes; Osphronemidae.
CUCUUUUCCUCUCAUUCUUAGGACACGUUGACUCAUCCUCGUUGAUGUUAUAGAGCUGUAAUUGUGCAGGAACCAGUUUGUUACGCAGCAGCUCUGUGAAGCAGAUCCAGAAUCAGAGCAGAUCUAAAUCAUAGCUUUCAUUGCUCACAUCUGUGAACCUGCUUCAUGCUGAGCUUCAGGCUUCACAGUCAGACACGGUGACGCUGCUUCAACAGUUUCUUUGUGCUGCUUGAACCUGCAGACGUCUAGAAACUGAAGGUUUCUCUGUGGAGGGAGCGAGCGAGUGUCAGAGGAUGAGGAUGUGUGUUCUCCUGUGGACGACUCUGCUCUUCUAUGUGAGAGGCAUCAGCUGUGACGGAGCUGCUCUGAAGCAACGCUGUCAAACUGGAUCCUACUGUAUCAGCCUCAGUGAGGGAGGAACAACAGCAGAGGCUGGACUCUGUGCUGUUAUACCCUGUUCCUUCACUGUUGAUGCUGGAUUUAAUGCCACACAAUUAAUGUGGUAUAAAUGUGGUGCAGAGUUACCAAUGAAAUGUAAUGAAGCUCACCCACUAACAUGUAACUCCAGCAGUAGAUCAGCAGUAUUUCAGUCUGAGUUUGGAGGACGAGUGUCUCUGUUGGAGCCUGACCUGAGUCUGAGGAACUGCAGCAUCAUCAUCAGUGACCUCAGACAAUCUGACUCUGGAUCAUUUCAGCUCAGACUCUGUGGUUACAAAAACAAGAAGCCAGACAGCUUCACAUUGACUUCUCCAGCAACUCUUACAGUUACAGGUCUGAGUCAGACGCCCACAGUGACGGUUCCUCCACUGACAGCAGGACAGCAGAACACUGUGACCUGCACUGCUCCUGGUCUCUGCUCUGGAUCUGCUCCUACAUUCACCUGGAGGUGGAGGAAACCAGGAGGAACCCACUCUCACAUCACAGGAAACAUCACAGCCGUCACCACGGAGGAUGUGAGCACUGUCACACAGAGACACAGCUCAACUCUGACCUUUGACCUUUCAGCUGAGCACCACGGCACAGAGGUGACCUGUGAGGUCAGCUUCACAGGAGACGUAAAGACAGAGGAGACGGUGACUCUGAACGUGAGCUAUGUGCAGGAAAUUAGAAUCAGUGGAAACACGACCGUGGCAGAGGGUGAGACUCUGAACCUGAGCUGCACCGUUGACAGUUUCCCUCCAUCGUUUCUGACGUGGACUAAACUUUCUGACCGAGACCAAAACACAACGGAACCACAGCAGCAUGUGGACGAAGGAGCAGCUGCUCUGUCCAUCACUAACGUCAGGGCAGAACAUGCCGGACGCUACAUCUGCACAGCAAAACAUCUGGACAGCACCCGGAGGAAAGAGGCCGACGUGACGGUGACGUAUAUGAGAGAACCUGAGGUCAGAGGGAACACAACAGUCAAAGAGGGAGAGGCUCUGAAUCUGACCUGCAGGGUUGAAAGUUGUCCUCCAGCUCUGGUCACGUGGACCAAACGCGGCUUCAACCGCACCCUGAGCGCUGGAACGGACAGCGAGCAGCAGAACAACGCUGCCUCAGCGUCGCUCUUCAUCCCAGAGGCCACGGAGGAGACGCGUGGACGCUACGUGUGCACGGUGCAGCAGCGCCGCGCGGCCGUGGCCGUGCACGCUGACGUGCAGGUCCUGUGCCUCCCAAGGAUCCUCCAGUCUCACUGUGAGCUGCGUGCACACGUCCUGACCUGCGUGUGCGUCGCCCAGGCCUCUCCUGUAGCCGCCGUCCGAUGGCCGCUGCUGGAGAAGCGCCGCGCGUACUCUGUCACCACCUCUGUGUCCGACCUCACAGUCAACAGCAGCGUCACCGUGGCCGUGAGCGACCGCAGCCACGCGUCUGUGGAGUGCGUCGCCAUCAACGCCAACGGGGAAGCAAAGAGGAAGCUCAGCGUCGGAGCGAACCUGACUCAGCAGGAAGAACAAAACAGAACGUUACAGAAAGUCUUUUCUCGGCUGGAAACAGUCGUUGCCUUUUUGGUCGGUGUUCUUCUGUCAACGCUCAUUUGCUGUUUGGUCAAAAGUUGCCACAGAAGGAGACGGAACCGUUCUGCACAUCUGGAUGAAACUCUGCAGAUGGUGUCGACUCCAGAGGAUCCACUGAUGAACGAUGGUCCAGCUGGACAGUAUGAACAGAUCCAGGUCCAGAGGGGACAGAACGGGUCCGUUGCUCCAGAGCAAAGCGCCGCUGAGUGUGACGGCGGCACCAAAGACGUGGAGUACGCCAGCAUCGACCUGUCCCUGCUGAACAGGAGGAAUCCUGGGAGGGAAGCAAAGAGAGAGAGCACGCGAACGGAGUACGCUGAGGUGAAGAGAGAGGUCAAAGAGGAAAGGAGAGACGAGGAUGGAGCGGAGGAGGAGGAGGAGGAGGAGGAGGAGGAAGAGGAGGAGACGCAAGACUGUGUCCCAGAGGAGGAGACGGCCGUUUAUUCCAGUGUGAAGGACUUGAUGGGUGAAAAGUGAGCGCUUGUGUCACAUGUGGACAGUUUAUACGAUGGACUGAGUCUCAUCCUCCUGAAUCCACACACAUCCACCAAACAGCCUGACUCACACCAUGGUCCUGAUUCAGAGGAUGUUAGAGAAUCUUGGGUUUUAUUGUAUGUAGUACUACACGUUUUUACAGUUUCUUGUUCAGCUACUGUUUAAAUUGCUGCCCUGCAUGGAGUCACUUCCCUUUUUCAAAUUAGAUAAUUGCAUGCGUGUGAUGACAGAUAACCAGCUCGAAUUGUGUGAACAGGACGUAAUGCUUAAAUACAAUAAAAUACCUUUAAGCUCA